This is a messenger RNA of Blastomyces dermatitidis ER-3, 2245 nucleotides long. RefSeq lists its product as uncharacterized. The record is from RefSeq and is a predicted model, not a curated record. The transcript is spliced from 3 exons. Bases 500 to 1762 code for a protein of 420 amino acids. NCBI's taxonomy places the organism in Eukaryota, Fungi, Ascomycota, Eurotiomycetes, Onygenales, Ajellomycetaceae.
CCCCAGCCCCCCAGCCCCCGGCCCCUCUCCUGGCGCGAACUCUGGAAUCCGUGAGAACCAGCAUUCAUUAUUGGUGUCGCAUUGAGUGGAGUGUUUGUCAACCAAAGCGAUCUCGUUGGAACGCUCGACUGAACCCCGAACUGUGAACAUAAUUGGCUUGAAUAUAGACCGCCGACAUUGGAAACUUGCCCUUGCUCAACCCUGGUACAAGACUGCGACUCUGCAGCCAGCCUGUACGCACCUACAAUGUGUUUAAAUUUUGAGUCCCUAGGAGAAGGCCUAACAACGCUAGGCGUACUGGCCCGGGUUGCUCAAGCACAAGGAUCAGGCGAUCGCGGCAAAACUCGACUCUCACUGUGCGGUCCUUUUUCUUACUUCUGGCUCUCUCUCCUCCACCUCUUUAGCGGCCUCUCCUCGCCCUCUUCACGGUCAAGUUAACCGGGAGAAGGAAAAUUGGUUUUUAUCUGCAUCAACUAGGAAUUCCCUUCCGUGGAAGACGAUGGCCGUUUCCCAAAUCAGGGAGUUCCCAGACGGCUUCUUCGGAGACUGCGACGUGCGCAUUCUACUGAGAUUCAAUUCCAGCCAUAUUCCUGGAAAGCCAGGCAGGAGACACAUAGAACUCAUCACCACGUUCUUUGAGCAAAAAGUUGGACGACGAUAUAGCGAUGACCAUGAUUAUGUCCAUCUACCAAGCGCAAUCUUUGAACAUAAUGUCAAGUGUUGGAUGGUCAUAGACUUAUCGGUUAAGCGACGGAAAACUUUGGACAAUGUGCCUUUAUUUUGCUACCGAGUGCGGACAAGUAAUGACGGAGCAUCCGUCCAGUUUUUCCGCGUCAACUUUACCAAUGCCAGGCAUUACUCCAACAUUUUCCCCUGGGGACGUUUCCUAGGUUCUGAUACAUCUGAUGACUCCGGAGAGGAUGAGGAGAAAGGCGGAUCAGCUACUCCUGAGUCAUCUGAUCUGGAUCAUCCUGGGGGAGCUCUUGAGGUGGCCCAGCCAACCAACAGAACAGAUGUUGACAAAGGCUUAUCAACCGCUCCUCAAUCAACUGAUCCAGAUCACCCUGUGGGAAUGCAGAAGGUGGACACUGAACCAGAUGCUGAGAAAGUCUUGCCAGUGGCUCCUCAGCCCACUGAUCCGAAUCAUCCUGUGGAAGCGCCUGAGGUGACUUCUCCAACCACCGGAACAGAUGUUGAGGAGAGCCUUCAACCGACUCAGGGAGUCGGCCACGAUGAAUCCGCUAAGGAGCUUGAGUCAACUGCACCAGCCGAUGUGGACGAGCCUAUUGCAGAGCUUGAACCAACCCAAGCAGCCGAUGAGGUAACGCAUACUAAUCAGCUGGAACCGAGUAAUACGGCCCAUACAAACGAUCCGAACGCUAUGAGCGAGAAGGAACAGGGCAAUGAAUCAAAAGACAACGAUUCGCGAAAGGGUACGGGGUCUUUAGAGACAAAAGAGGUUCACCCAGUUGAUCCCUUUAUAUCUACUUGGGAAGUUCAGCAGUGGGUAGCAGUUGCGCCACUGAGCCCUAUCGACAGAUCUCAAGAACAAUCGAAUAAUCAGUCCGCGGAUUCGAAAACUUCUACCCCUCAAGCAGCAAAAACCCAGCCCCAGUAUCCGUGUGAGAAACCUUCACAACAACCCAUAACACCAGGAAAGGAAGCGUCGACCGCUGCAUAUCAUUCCACCCCGAAAAAAUUCAAACCAGGGCUGUGGUCACGGUUUUGGAAAGGUGUUAGUCGCCUCUAUCAUUCCAUCUGAUAUUUCCUGCGCAAGGGAUUUUCAAGGCACCAGCUUGAUUACGCGAAGCUUAUAGUAGGUCCGAGCUGCUGAGUGCAGCAGAGAAAUCGCCCUCCAAGACGAAAAUAUACAUUCGCUACAACUUCAAGACAUCCCACAGCCUGUCUUUCAUUACUCCUACGACACAGAGAGGUCGUCUAUUUUCGAUUGCGCGCGCGGAAACGCCAAGCUCUUCUCCAAUUAAAACCUUUUUUUUUCUUUUUUUUUUCUUUUUUUCUUUUGGAGGCGUUGCCGAGCAGUCAAAUCGGGGCAAUUCGAAUCAAUUCGGAAUCCUUUGAAUCUCAUUCAAUUCAAGUAAUAUAUCAUUCUGUAGUAAAUUUAAUAGAGAAUUCAAAAUAUGAAAUUGGAAAUUCUUAAAAAAUACUUUUGAAGAGAGAUAAAUGAAUUCGAAAAUAAAUAUUUAUAAUUAAUUAUAAAAAAUAAGAAAUUCAUUAACUUAGCUAG